This is a messenger RNA of Harpegnathos saltator (Jerdon's jumping ant), 1509 nucleotides long. RefSeq names its product mitochondrial 2-oxodicarboxylate carrier. The transcript is spliced from 8 exons. Bases 515 to 1420 code for a protein of 301 amino acids. Gene Ontology annotation, biological process: transmembrane transport. The record is from RefSeq and is a predicted model, not a curated record. NCBI's taxonomy places the organism in Eukaryota, Metazoa, Arthropoda, Insecta, Hymenoptera, Formicidae.
ACAGAAUCGCACCACAGAUGAGUGGUUAUAACGGGUCAAAUUCAAGUGCUUAUCGGUCUAAGUACUUGGCGGGCCUUCGAGAAAACUCUCUUCGUUCCUCUUCCUGCGAUCACGAAUGAUAUUCUUUCUUAGUCCUGAACAUUGCACAUUGCAAUGAAAUUGACAAGUCAUUAUCACUUACUCUUUCGAUUAUGCAAUGAGGUUAAAUAACGAACCUAUUUACAGUUUAUAUAUGUUCAUAAUAUAAGUUGUCGUUAUAAUUCGUGGGUAUCAAUUUACUUAUGACGAUUAUGAUGAGAUUAAUUGCAUUAAUGUGGUGGUAUUCUCCAAAUUUCCUAUACACAGUAUGAACCAUGCUGACAUCAACUUUUACACAUAUAAGUUUUACUAAAGCAGUUUUAAUCUAAUUUGCCAAGGAAUGUACAUAUAAAUAUUCAAUUAAUAAUUUUGAUGUCCUACUGGAGAAGAUAACAAGCCAUUUUACUUAAUUUGAACAGUUAUACUGACUUCAAAAAUGACUCGACAUACUACAAAUAAUCCUCUGAAAGAAGCUAUCAUUCAAAUCGGAGCGGGAGGAUCAGCAGGUUUCAUUGAAGUUUGCAUAAUGCAUCCAAUGGAUCUUGUUAAGACUCGUUUCCAACUUCAAGUAAAAACAACAAAAUUAGAUCCAUCAUAUUAUACAGGCAUUUAUGAUUGUAUGAAUAAAAUGUAUAAGACUGAAGGAUUACCAGCAUUUUGGAAGGGAAUACUACCUCCAAUAAUUGUAGAAACUCCUAAACGCGCUGUCAAAUUUUUUACAUUCGAGCAAUAUAAACAGUUCUUCUUAUUUGGCGCUAGUGCACCUACUCCAUUGACAUUUUCAUGCGCUGGUUUUUUCGCCGGUGUGACAGAAGCUAUAUUAGUCAAUCCUUUCGAGGUUGUCAAAAUAAAACUACAGUCUAAUCGAAAACAUAUAAAAGAAAGUCCUUCAACAUUUGCAGUAACAAGAGAAAUUGUGUCAAAGUAUGGUUUUGGUUCAAAUGGUUUGAACAAAGGGUUGUCAGCCACCAUAAUGAGAAAUGCAGUGUUCAAUUCAUUCUAUUUCGGGUUUUAUCAUUCUGUCAAAGAAUAUAUACCAACCAGAAAAGAACCUUGGUUGGAAUUUUUAACUAAAGUUACUAUUGGAUUUGUCUCAGGUACUGUUGCUUCAUGUUUGAACAUACCAUUUGAUGUUGCCAAAAGUCGCAUUCAAGGUUCACAGGAUAAUACACAGUACAGAGGAACAUUGAACACUAUGUGUACUGUUUACAAGACAGAAGGAUUCAGAGCCUUGUAUAAAGGUUUAUUGCCAAAAGUGCUGAGACUAGGCCCAGGUGGUGCUAUUAUGCUUGUCGUAUAUGACUACAUGCAUGCAUAUCUUACCAGAAAAUUCAAAGAAUAACUUUUAUAUUGCAUUUGAAACAGCUUAAGGUAAUUAUAAGGAUAAGUUACUCUUCAAAAAAUAUAUUUCCUAUAUAUACUAUAUAUAUA